Molecule: messenger RNA, 4577 nt
Organism: Nothobranchius furzeri (turquoise killifish)
Lineage: Eukaryota; Metazoa; Chordata; Actinopteri; Cyprinodontiformes; Nothobranchiidae
Product: semaphorin-4E
Biological process (GO): negative chemotaxis; negative regulation of axon extension involved in axon guidance; positive regulation of cell migration
Cellular component (GO): plasma membrane
Molecular function (GO): chemorepellent activity; semaphorin receptor binding
Source: RefSeq, a predicted model, not a curated record
ACAGUACACAGAACAAUGGAAACUCAAUCAGAUCAGAGGUCAGCGUCUUCCGCGGCAGUUUGAAGGAGGAAACAAAAACCUGCUCGGAGACAACAGCCCCUCACGCGCCUCUCAUCGCUGGAAGGCGGUAUACAGUAGCAGAGGACCCGCUAGAGACGGACGGGAUACGGUAUCUCCUUUUCUUUUAUUUUCAUGUGUUUUUUAAAUAGUUUUUCUCUGAGGAGAGUCGGCUCGUUGGUACGUUUAAACAUUAGCUACACCUGUGAGUAGUUUAUUUCACUUACUCGAUGCUGCUUUCCACCUGCCUGUUCAUUGCUGCUGUGGAAGCAUUUAUUUCAAUUUUAAAAAGUACCUAAAACAGGUGCCGAGAUUAAAAUGGAAGCUUCCGCAGUGUUGGGCGUUUCGGUUCUCAGGUGAGUGAUUCCCCUGAUAGCGUUGGUUUAUUCCUGCACUUGUAUUUCGAAUGGCGUAAAGUUAAAAACUUACAAACUUAUAAAAUGUGCGAAUUAUGACAAUUGAAUCGCUUUCGCUUAAAUUUGGUGCCGAAUUUGCUGAUUUCUGAUCAGUUUUUAGGUCUUAAAAUACUACAGUUGGUGUGUGGAAGAGUGCGCAUGCGCGUUAAAACGUGUGAUUGAGGCUGGCUCUGGUCCAGAGCCAAAUAUGUGAAAACGUCCCCUCACGCCUGCAUUCUCUGACAUGCAGAGGCUCAUCUUUAUAACACACACACACACACACACACACACACACACACACACACACACACACACACACACACACACACACACACACACACACACACACACACACACACACACACACACACACACACAGCUGUUACUACAUCAAAGUUUUGCAUUUAUCUGGCUUGUUUAAUGGAUGUUUUUAAACCUCCUUGUUUCCUGUUGCAAGAGGCAACCACCUCUUUCUAAGGGCUGAUUCAUACUGACACUGCUCCAGCAUGUCAGAUCUGUUGGAUCACCAUGAUGCAACGUCGUAUGGGCGAUCCAACAGUGUUGGAUUGUGUUGGAACGUCGGUUGGAGUCGAGCUCUAUUUUCUAAACAUCCGACGGCGGUGUUGUUUGCUGGAGGUCUGUUAAAUCUCCCCGUUUGUUGCUGCUGGAGAGCUGAAGCUGACAUCCCUGCACCCCUGCUGAAUGCCUUUCAUGGCUCUGCAUUAACAUCACUAUGGGUCUGACAGAAUUACUGCUGCACUGACUUUACUCUGCACUGUCUGGCGAUUGUUUUACCUUUUUCCUUCAGCGUGCAUUUUUAUUAAAAGUUCCUCCUCAUUUGCCAUGUCCCUCUGCGCGGCACACAUUUUGAACCUUUUCUCUUUCAGGUCUCAUCGGCAGUGAAUUCAUAAUAAUAUUCUUUCAAUCGUCUCUGUUUCAGCCCAUCCUGGCUUUGUUUCUGUGGUCUGUGCCAUCCAUCUCACCAUGGACAGCCUGCUGAGCGGGGCCAGUAAAGGGGCCAGUGCCCUACAGACUCAGCGCUCUUCGUCACGUCAUAGAUGCCUUUCGCUGUCUUUAUCCCUGUACGAAUGAGUGUUUGGGAAACAAUAAAGCCUAAAUUCCUGUAAGAUUGAACAACGGAACAAUGCAUCCUCUGCUACCCCUCUGUGUCCUGUGGCUGCUGCCCGUGGCUUUGAUGCUUGAGACGGAUUCACCACAAAACUGUGUCCCACGCAGACUUGUGCCUUAUCAUAGCGACAAUGCCCUUCUGUUUCAAGAGGAGGGCGUUUUCAACUACUCCACCAUGCUGUUGAGAGAGGACCUGGGCUUGUUGGUGCUGGGAGCCAGAGAGGCGGUGUUUGCUCUCGACCUCGCCAACAUCUCCAAUAAAAAUUCUUCAGUUGAAUGGAAAGUUACAGAGAAACAAAAUGAUUGCAAGAACUACAUCAGAGCCCUGCACAUGCUGAAAGACGGCAGGAUGUACGUCUGUGGGACAAAUGCUUUUGAUCCAGAAUGCGACUAUUUGUCUUUUGAAAAUGGAGAAUUGACUCUUAAAAAAACGGGACAAGAUGGCAAAGGAAAGUGUCCGUUUGAUCCUUUCCAGAAAUACGCUUCUGUGAUGCUGGAUGACGAGCUGUACUCGGCCACCUCAAUGAACUUCCUCGGCUCUGAGCCCAUCCUGAUGCGGAGCUCUGGGGACGCGUCCAUUCGCACUGAGUUUAAAAGCUCCUGGCUUAAUGAGCCCAAGUUUGUUUCCAUGGCCUGGGUUCCUGAGAGUGUUCAGAGUGCGACCGGAGACGACGACAAGGUUUACCUUUUCUUCACUGAGACGGCCGUGGAGUUCGACUGCUACAACAAACUGGUGGUCCCCCGUGUGGCUCGUGUGUGCAAGGGCGACCUUGGAGGACUGAGGACGUUGCAGAAGAAGUGGACAUCCUUCCUCAAGACUGAAAUAAAUUGCCCGGUGCUGAAUUCUCCCCUUCCCUUACUCAUCCAGGACUCGUACCUCUGGUGUGAUUACAACCUCAGCUGGAAGGAGUGCAUAUUUUUUGCCAUUUUCACUCCACAGUCGGAGACUUCAGAUGUGUCGGCAGUGUGUGCGUACAACAUGUCUGACAUCAGCAGAGUGUUUUCAGAGGGGAAGUACAAGACCUCAGUGAAUGUAGAAACCUCUUUUGUAAAGUGGGUGAUGUAUAGCGGAGAAGUCCCGGUUCCUCGACCUGGAGCUUGUAUAAACAAUGAGGCUCGCAGCAUGAGAAUAACAAAGAGCCUGGACCUCCCGGACCGGACCCUUCAGUUUGUCAAAGAUCGGCCCCUCUUGGACCAGGCUGUGGAGCCCGUCAGCGGAGAACCUCUGCUGAUGCGACGAGGGGCUGCGUUCACACGGAUCAUCGUCAACCAGGUGCAGGCUGCAGAUGGACGCAAGUACCACGUCAUGUUUAUAGGCACAGAGAAAGGCACAAUUCUGAAAGCUGUCAACUACGAUGGAGAGAUGUUCAUCAUAGAGGAAAUUCACAUCUUCCAGACUCCUCAGCUAAUCAACAUUCUCGUGUUUUCAACUGCCACUGGUCAGAUCUACGCCGGCUCAGACCAGGGAGCAGCACAAAUCCCCCUGGCUAACUGUGAGCGGUCCUUAUCUUGUAUAGACUGUGUUUUAGCUAGAGAUCCGUACUGUGGGUGGGAUGCUGCUGGAGCUGCGUGUGUUUCUCUCUCCACCCCAGAAAGACAUCUGAUCCAGAAUGUGGCAGCAGGAGACGCCUCUCUUUGCCCUGAUGCUGACCCGAUCAAGGUGGUGAGUCUGUCCGUUAGGGUCGGUGGUAAACUUGAGCUCAGCUGCCCUCCACCCUCAAGCCUGACUAACGUCAGAUGGGAGCGGGGUAAAAGUGUCCUCACAUCCUCGCCUCGUCAGCAGAUUCUGCUCGAUAAAUUGUUGAUUUUAAAUGCAACAGCUGGCGACGCCGGCCACUACUGCUGCUCGUCUGUGGAGCGCUCCAAAGCCGGAGAGUUCACCACCACCGUAGCUGAAUACCAGGUCAGCAUCGACCCAGCAGACCCCAACGUUUGUGACAGGAGUGUCACUCCUAAGCCUCAGACCAAUGGCCCAUCUGUCGCUGGACUCCAUGCUGUUAUUGCCCUCCUUGUCAUUGCUCUUGCUGCCCUGUCGGCCUGGACGUUCUGCAAAAGAUACAGACCUCAGUUCUCGAACUGCACGAAUCGAUCGGAGCAGACUCAGGAGGCCGUGGGUCACCAAAAUGCAGCCAGACCAGCAAUGGCUGAAGCCAAGCCCCUGGUGUCUGAACCACAGAACAGCUGCAGGAACAACAACGCCGUUUAAGUAGAUCCGUCUGACUUAGAGGACGAUGAACACUUAGCUCAAAUCUGUGCACUAAGACGACAACACGUCAGAAAACUGAACACUGAUUUUAAAUAUCAGCUACAGUGAAAAUGAAAGGUAACUUAAUUUUCUAAAGAUUUUUUGUAUGUUCACCUUCAACAAUUUGUAAAAAAAAAAAAAAAAGAUUUGAAGCGGAUUGUUGUGCAAUGACAGCUCCUUUUAUAGAUAUCUCAGCUUCCAGGUGGUUUUUGCAGCUAGCAGUAUUGUUUUUUUCAGCAAGGGCGGUUUCUCUUCGUGCUGCAACAGGCUCUUUGUGAGAUACUCUGACUGUUUCACAAGCUUGGCUCCUCUGGGAUCUCAGCACAGAUUCUGGAUCUCAUUCAGGAUGGUUAAGACUGUAAACAUGUAGAAAUACUGUUUAGCUGUUUGGUUUUGAAGAUGGGUUCAUCUUCUACUCUCGUUGCACAUGAUCAGUUUUAAUCCCAACAAUUAAUCUGGUUCAGUUUUUUGUUUGUAACAAGUUAAAAAGGUCUCAUGACUUUUGUUUGGAGGUUUAGUUUGAGUGUUAUUUUAUUGUUUCCAGUCUUGCUGUAAAAAUCCAAACUUCCCAAAGAAAGUUCUGGUUUUCACAGGAACUUCACCGUCCUGAGUUCGAGCCGUUUUACAAAAAAAAAAAAACACAUUUAAAAGUUCCGCCAGGCUGGAUUUGCAAAAAAUGUGAAAAAGUUGUAAAGCAUUUUGGUAUUUGUGAUAGCUCACAUUUUCUUUAAUAAAGAUCUUAAAAAUCUGAA